AUGCACAGCCUGAUGGGCGGGGGCCUGCUGUGUGCCGUGUCCGGCUUGGUCCUCCUCAUCGUUGCCACAGCCACCGACUUCUGGAUGCAGUACCGCUACUCAGGCAACCUGAGCCACCAGGGGCUGUGGCGCUACUGUGUUGGCGGAAAGUGCCAUGUGCACACCAUCACCAUUGGAGCCGCUCUCCGGGCCGUAGCAAGGAUGCCCCUCAUUCAAAAUGCAGCCACUCGCAUCCUCUCAGCCUUCUGGGAUGCCACACGGGCCUUCAUGCUGCUCUCCAUCCUCUCCUGCUUCGCAGGCAUCAUCCUGGGGCUCACCACCUUCUCCAGCAGCGCCAGGCUGACACGGACCCGCAUGGCGGGCAUCACCCUACUCAUUGCCGGGCUGCUGGCACUGCUGGGCCUGUCCAUCUACACGGGUGUGACGGUGAACGUCUUCGCUAAGCGCUACGAAGACUGGCGCUUCUCCUGGUCCUACAUCCUCGGAUGGGUUGGCGUUAUCCUCACCAUCUCAGCAGGUGUGUUCCACCUGUUCGCCUUCUCCAAGGACUCAUCCGUGGACAGCUCUGCCGUGGCCAGCAGCUGAGGAGCCCCAUGCCUGGGAGACAGUCCUGUGCACCUGCCCACCCCCACCUCCCCUUGCCCAAGCCCUCGGCAGCUCCGCCUCUGGGAUUCACCCCCAAGCCCUGCAGUGCCUGAGUGCCACUGCCAGCAGCCCCACCCCAGAAGGGCUGGGAACCCCCCAGCACUGCCCGCCUGCAGCCCCGUGUCCGGCCUGUGCCCACUCCUCCCUCCCAGGCCCCACGCUCAG
Molecule: messenger RNA, 810 nt
Organism: Alligator sinensis (Chinese alligator)
Lineage: Eukaryota; Metazoa; Chordata; Crocodylia; Alligatoridae
Gene: LIM2
Product: lens intrinsic membrane protein 2
Exons: 5
Coding region: 1-585 (194 amino acids)
Cellular component (GO): plasma membrane
Source: RefSeq, a predicted model, not a curated record